Molecule: messenger RNA, 3673 nt
Organism: Nothobranchius furzeri (turquoise killifish)
Lineage: Eukaryota; Metazoa; Chordata; Actinopteri; Cyprinodontiformes; Nothobranchiidae
Gene: epha2a
Product: eph receptor A2 a
Biological process (GO): axon guidance; ephrin receptor signaling pathway; protein phosphorylation
Cellular component (GO): plasma membrane; dendrite
Molecular function (GO): protein binding; ATP binding; transmembrane-ephrin receptor activity
Source: RefSeq, a predicted model, not a curated record
GGCUCGCGCACAUUCAGAAGGUGGAGAGAGAGAAAAGUGGAGCCGGUGGGUCGGGCGGAGGAGAGAGAACGAAAAUAAAGAACGCGAAUAAAACUUUUUAAAAAGUUGAGUGGACAUGGAGCUGCGUCGGGUCAGACUCUUCCUGUUUUUAUUUAUUAGCCGGAUAUUUAUCUCCCUGCAGUCAAAAGAACAUGUGUUGCUGGAUAUGAAAGCUUCGGGAUCAGAGUUAGGAUGGUUGACGCAGCCAAAUGAGAACGGGUGGGAAAUUGUCCAGACAGUGGUGAAUGGCUCCCUGUUUUACACAUACAGUGUGUGCAGUAUAGACACAACCGAACAGGACAACUGGUUGCGCACGACCUUCAUUCAGGGCCCCCCCGGGACCAGUCGCGUCUCGGUGGAGCUCAGGUUUGUUGUGCGAGACUGCAACACCUUUGACGGCUCCUCCGUCACCUGCAAAGAAACGUUCAACCUCUUCCUUUCUGAGGCCGAUGCCGAUGUGGGAACCAACUUCCGGAAAGGGCAGUUCCGCAAAGUGGCCACCAUCGCUCCUGAUGAGGUCACCCGGGGCCGCGUGCUUAAGAUCAACACCGAGACGAGGACAGUGGGGACCCUGUCCAGAAAAGGCUUCUACCUGGCCUUUCAGGAUGUGGGCGCCUGCGUGGCGCUGCUAUCCGUCAGAGUCUACUACAAGACGUGUCCGUCCACCGUGCAGAGCUUGGCAGCCUUCCCAGAGACGGUGGCAGAUGCGCUGAAAGUCGUGGACGGAGCCUGCGUGAAGAAUGCCAUCAGUCAGGCCACCCCACGCAUCUACUGCUCAGCUGAGGGUGAAUGGGUGGUUCCUGUGGGCCAGUGCCAGUGCCUCCCAGGCUACGAAACCACAAAAGACUCCUGCAAAGAAUGUAAACCGGGCUACUUCAAGCCAUCCAUGUCCAGUGAGUUAUGUCAAGUUUGUCCAGACAACACUAAGCCCUCAUCAGCUGGUGCCACCGAGUGCCUCUGCGAGGACGGUUUCUUCCGCUCGCCUUCGGACCAUCCGACGUCACCCUGCUCUGCUCCACCCAGUGCUCCGCUCGAUCUCACGUCCACCACCGUGUCUGGAGAUGGUCGGCUGCUGCUGUCCUGGAGCCCGCCGCUGGUGACCGGAGGCCGCGGUGACCUCACAUACAGCGUGGCGUGUGAGAUUUGUGACCAGACUUUGUGCAUCCCCUGUGGAGAGACGAUCCACUUUGAGACGGGUCCUACAGACAUCCAGGACACAACAGUGGUUAUUAGUGGCCUGGAUUCUCAUCUCAACUACACAUUUACUGUGGAGGCUCAUAGUGGAGUGUCCCAAUAUGGCACCAAGGGGGCGACUGCAGUCAUCACCACUGCUCUGGAUUAUACAACUCCCCCGAAGGUGGCGUUGAUCCAUCUGGACGAUCGCAGCCCCACCAGUCUGUCUCUGUCCUGGACUCUGUCUCGUAGACCUCCAGCCCACAUCAGUCACCGCUAUGAGCUUAUGUACCGUAAAAAAGAUGUUGACGGCGAGAGCGAUGUGACCACCUACACGGUGCUUAUUUUGGAUAAAAACUCUGUCCAGAUUACUGAUCUCACCUCAGACACCACAUAUGUGUUCAGAGUCCAGGCCUUGAGUCCAGAGGGAGUACCUGGCAGCUACAGCACGGAACAGGAGUUUCAGACAUCUCCUUUAGCUGAGUCUCGGACACAGAACAAGUCCACCAUGGUGAUGGGAGCCGUCGCCGGAGUGGCUGUGAUUCUGCUUGUUGUCGUGGCCUUCCUGCUGCUGCGCCGAAGGAAGCUGAGCUCUUGUGGCAGGAGAGGACCCGAGGAUCCCCUUUCUGAAGAUCAGAUAAAGGCUCUGAAGGCGUACGUUGACCCGCACACAUAUGAGGACCCGAACACUGCAAUCCUAAAGUUUGUCACGGAAAUAGACCCAAAUGUGAUCAGCAAACAAAAAGUUAUUGGUGUUGGAGAGUUUGGGGAAGUGUUUCGUGGUGUGAUGAAGACCCGUAAAGGGCAGGUGCCCGUGGCCAUUAAGACCCUGAAGCCUGGCUACACUGAGAAACAGAGGCAGGACUUCUUGAGCGAGGCCAGCAUCAUGGGUCAGUUCUUUCAUCCAAAUAUCAUUCAUCUGGAGGGAGUCGUCACCAAAUUCAAGCACGCCAUGAUAGUGACAGAAUACAUGGAGAAUGGAGCUCUAGACAUAUAUCUGAAAGAUCAUGAGAAGGACAUCGGCACGUACCAGCUCGUGGGAAUGCUGCAGGGUAUUGCUAAUGGCAUGAAAUACCUCAGUGAAAUGAACUACGUCCACCGGGACCUGGCAGCAAGAAACGUCCUGGUCAACAGCAACCUGGAGUGUAAGGUGUCGGACUUUGGACUUUCUCGCAUCCUGCAGGAUGAUCUGGAGGGGACAUACACAACCAGAGGAGGUAAGAUCCCCAUUCGCUGGACCGCCCCAGAGGCCAUCGCCAUCAGGAAAUUCACUUCAGCCAGCGACGUGUGGAGUUUUGGUAUCGUCAUGUGGGAAGUCAUGGCAUUUGGAGAACGGCCCUACUGGGAAAUGAACAACCAUGAGGUCAUGAAGGCUAUCAACGAGGGCUUCAGGCUUCCUGCCCCGAUGGACUGCCCUUCGGCUAUCUACCAGCUCAUGCAGCAGUGUUGGCAGCACGACCGCCUCAAACGGCCUCGUUUUUCAGACAUCGUCAGCAUUUUGGAUAAACUUCUUAAAAAUCCAGAGUCUUUGAAGACGAUUGCGGACUUUGACCCACGGGUUUCCAUCCGCCUACCCAGCACCAGUGGCUGUGACAACACCACCUUCAGAUCGGUGCCCGAGUGGCUUGAAUCCAUUAAGAUGAGCCAGUACAAGGACAGUUUUUCUAGCGCGGGGGUAACCAGCAUGGAGCAGGUGCUCGAUCUGAAGCCUGAGGACAUUGCCAACAUCGGAGUUCGGUUACCCGGUCACAUGAAGAGAAUAUUCUACAGCAUCCUGGGCCUGAAAGACGAGACCACCCCUCUCAGAGUCUUUGCAGUGUGAUCUAAGCAUUCCUCCAAAUCAAAGUGCACUGACCGUCCAUGCCAUUUCACUCGUGGAGGAUGAGGACUGAAGAGGAGGGUGAACCUGAGCCACGCUGCAGAUUUAAAAAAAAGAUUUGGGUGGCACAGCGUUGCAUGACUGAAGAGAGCCCUCCAAUCCCCUCAGACUGAACUGAGACUGCACAACUGCUAUGUAGUAACAGAGGAGAAUAAUUUAUAUAAAAUGUCUGAUAUGUUGAACAUAAACACGUUUUAUUAUGUAGUUAGUGACUGUGAGGGUGCUUGUUCACUCAGAAGCAUUCAGUGCUCUUUAGAAAUGAGGGUGCCUUAUUCCAAGCACUCGCUCUGACCUACCACUGAUCUUGGAUCCUUCAGCCUGUCUGCUUCUCAUUUCUGUGACUUAAAAAGAUUUUGUUUAAAACUGCAAACUCUUACUUCACUCAGGGCUAAAGAGAUGGAAAAAGACUUUAUCACACAUCUUUGUUUGUUUACAUCAUGUCUUAAAGCAACUGUUCAUUUUUAUUUAUUAUUUAUUGUAUUUUAUAUUUAUGCCAUUUGUUGUAUAAAAAAACUGAUUUCCUUAUUUUUUUGUGUAAUGAAUAAAAGUAGGGCCGCACUUUGGCCGGAACCCUUAUCGUCA